AUUCCAGAGAAGGAGCUACGACACAGAUAUUCACUCCGGUAAGCAGCCAUGAGACCUUCCGCGAUUGGAGCCCUCUCCGUCCUCCUCGGGAUCAUCCUGCUUCAAGUGGCGUUUGCUGAAAAAAUUGGAAGCUGCCCACGUGUAUAUGUAAGAUGCAGUUCUGAUAAAAAUAACGAUACAUGUAAAACUGAUGAGGAUUGUCUUCAGGAUCAGAAGUGCUGCCAGACAUGUGGAUUCAAUUGCGAGGUCCCUGUGUCAGAUAAACCUGGAAGCUGCCCAAAUAUAAUGGUAAAAUGUGCAACACCUAUUGAAGAUACAUGUAAAAAUGACGAUGAUUGUGAAGAGGAUCUGAAGUGCUGCAACCUAUGUGGAUACAAUUGCCGGAAACCCGUGCCAGAUAAAGAAGGACAAUGUAAAUUUUAUGAAACCUUCGCACCGUGCUCCUCAGUAAGAAAAGCGUGCAAAGGGGACGCAUUCUGUCCAAACAAGCAGAAGUGCUGCAAUGUUCGAUGUACAAUGGAAUGUGAUGAUCCUCAGUCUGAAAAAAAAAAAGGACAGUGUCCUUAUUUCAAGGACAAUGAACUAGUCAGAUGUGGUUUCGUCAAAAAAACUAUCUGUGACAUAGAUGAAGACUGUGGAGGACUGCAGAAGUGCUGCCGAGAGCUCUGUACCAACCAAUGCCGGGACCCUGUGGCUGAAAAAAGCGGACAGUGUCCUCAUGUGGGGAUUCCCAAUACCCACGCGCGGUUCGUAUGUCUAAAAAUUAACCAAACUGCUUGCAAGACAGAUGAAGACUGUGGAGGUCAGCAGAAGUGCUGCAGUGAGUACUGCGUCAACAAAUGCAAGGAACCUGUGGACAUACAAUGACUACAAUCUUCCUGAGUUGAAGAUUCGAGAUGAGAAGCCGUGAAGACGUUAGUGGAGAGAUGAGAUCGGCGUCAACUCAUUGUGAUUGUCAGGACAUCACCCCACCACAGGAAUUACCAUUAAAUGAAAUAAAAAAUUUCAAUCUCAAA
Rana temporaria (common frog) is the source of this 1016-nucleotide messenger RNA. Its product is annotated as whey acidic protein-like. Gene Ontology annotation, biological process: innate immune response; antibacterial humoral response. Gene Ontology annotation, cellular component: extracellular region. NCBI's taxonomy places the organism in Eukaryota, Metazoa, Chordata, Amphibia, Anura, Ranidae. Gene Ontology annotation, molecular function: peptidase inhibitor activity. The record is from RefSeq and is a predicted model, not a curated record. Bases 49 to 867 code for a protein of 272 amino acids. The transcript is spliced from 7 exons.